This is a messenger RNA of Caretta caretta (loggerhead turtle), 5586 nucleotides long. The record is from RefSeq and is a predicted model, not a curated record. NCBI's taxonomy places the organism in Eukaryota, Metazoa, Chordata, Testudines, Cheloniidae.
GCGGGGUGAGUGUGUCAGCAUGCUGUCUUGUAAGUUCAGACAGCAGCAGACCCCCCUCCCCCCCACAUCACACACACUCACAACAGCAGCAUUCCACAGUAAUGGUUGCUUUGUCCCAGAGCAGAUAAGCAGCCAGCUGUCAGAAGUGGAGCAUAGCCGCAUUCCUGUAGCCGAUUUCAAAACAGUGACAAAAGUGGCCACUUGAUUUGGGGGAUUAUGGGACGUUUUAUGAGGCCAAUCACCGCGCAGUAAUGCAACACCUCGUUCACACUGAUGCCCGGGCGUUUCAGCCGGGGGCGCAGCAAGUGUUAUGCUUCUCGUGAAGGUGGAUUACCAGGGCUCCCAUGCAUAGACGUUUGCAGGAUUGGGGCUUUAGCGAAUGAAUACUGGCGCAAAAGCAUGUGGCUAGACCUAGCUCAUGACAUUGGCACGGUUACAUUUCAGACAAAGUUUACAUGGGUGUUAAUGGCUUAAGGUUAGAAAGACAAGGAUUCUUUCAACAACAUAAUUUUUUUGGAGUGUUGUAGGUAUCUGAAAACUGAGAUCUUAAUGAUUUUUUUAAAAUAUCCUAUGUUACUAAUUAAUACAUGAUAAAUUGUUAAAAGUGGAAGAACUUUACCAUGGAUGCUGUUUGGCCUUUCAAUUAGAGUUGGAUUUCAGAGAAGUGAUUCCCAUUAAGAUUUAGAAUUUGUCUGGGGAGAGGUAUUAGCAAAGAUCUGGCCUUAAUGCUUUCCACCUGGUAUAGUUCUGGCAUGUCAGAGUACUCCCAUUGACUCAGAAGUAGGAAUAGGUGUUUUGUAGGAUGAAGACCUUACUUGCAAGCUCUCUGAAGCAGGGAUCUGUCUGUAAACUCCGAAGCCAUGUGUCAGUCUGCUCCAGGGCUUCUGCUCUGAGUUUCUGAGUUGGUGACACACACACACACACACAAUAUGAAAACAGGAGAACUUUGCCUGUUUCUGCAGGGCUCUGUUGCACUUGCACAGUGUGGGUCCUGGACACUCAUUUAAAAUACCCAUCACCAGCCAGUUGCUGUUUUACUUCCCUUUGUAUUUUCAGUGUUGUCACUUGUUUGUUCGGGGUUUUGUUUGCUGUCUGUGUUGCUUUAUUACUUCUUUUUCCUGUUCUACGUGUGUGAAAUAUUCAUCAAGUUAAGAAUUGACAUCCCAUAGAAAUGGUAUAAGCCUGAGUGAAUACCUUCUACUCUCCUUUCCAGUAUCAGACAAUAUUGUAUUAAUAUUUGCGAUGAGAGCAUGACUGUUUCUAGUUGACUCAUAGAUUUGUUUAGCAUCUUAAAGCUGGGCUGUGUGCGCAGAUAAUAUGCAUGCAAGAGGGAUAGUUUGGGGAACUGCGAAAGUCGGUAGCAUGCUAGUGUUUUGGCAGAUGCUUCAUUUUUUGAGAGCAGCUUUCCCUGAAGAUUUAGUGAUCAGGCUGUAUGGUAGGAGGAGGUUAUUAAAUUGGGUCUCCGGUGCAUACUUCUUAUGCUUUUACUAAGUGCCCAUGGCUUUGUUUUAUUUCUAUAGCUGUUUUCAGUAGGCCACAUUUGGGUGUGUUUACUAGCUUGAGUUGUUAGAAAGGAUGAUAAAAUACAUGUACUCCAAGGGCAGUGUCCAUUUUCUUUUUAUUUGAUUUCAUAUUAAAUACACAUCUUAAGCAGUGCACCUUGAUAAUUAUCCCUUGUUUUAAUAUUCUUUCUUCUUCCUCCAUACCUAGGAACUGUUUAAGAAUAUAUAUUCUAUCUAGGGUUUUGUUUGAACUGGUAGCGCGCACCCACACAUUACCUCAAUGCUGGUGGAGCACAUAACAAAAUUCAACCCGCACGUGGAUGGAAAAUAUUCGAGGGAACAUUGGUUAGUGGUGUGAUUUUUCACACCCGUAACUGACACAGCUACGCUGUUAAAAGUUUUAAGUACAGACCGAGCAAAGGUCUGCAUGUGGAUUUCAGAGCACUUUAAACUAUUACUUUUAACCCAAACAUUUUGGAAUCGGAGGGCAAAACUUUCAAGAGGAACUUCUACAAAAUGCAAGAAAAAUGCACAAUGCAUAUUGUCUGAAAGCUACCAGAAGUAGGGUUCAAUCUCAGAUUCAUGGGUGUAGUUUAGGUUCAAUGUCCACAGCACAUCCCCUUGAGCCAACGCUUUACUGUGACAGCAGAUUGGGGAAACUCUCUAGCAGUUAACAGGGACUUAGUCUUGCAGCCUGUCUGCAUUUCAAUGUCCGUGACUCACCAGUUUGACUUGUGCUGCUCUGAAACUCCAACUCCUGCAGGUAUUGACUUUUUCAGUCCUGGUUUCCCAAAGAGGCAGUGGGGGCUAUGUACUAAUAAUGCCAAGUGACCGAGAUCCAUAAGGGAACAAGGAGAAACGUAGUUUCAGCCCCAGCUGUGAGCAGUGAAAUGUUAAAAGAGCAAGAUGACUUUGUAAAAAGCUGCCUCUGGUGGCAAGGCUGUAUCUCAGGAACCUCAUGAUCAAACAGAUCCAUAUUUGGACAAAUAACCCUUCCCUGAAUGCCCGUAAACCCCAGAAAAUAUCAAGACAAUUUGAAUAAACACAUGCCUUUUAGUUUAGUUAGAAUAAUUGAUCUUUAAACAGAAAAUAAUGCUUCCAUCAACCUUCCUACUGCCCCUUGGGUGGUGGAUGACCUAUGGGAAUGGGAGAACCCUUUCCAUUGCUGUAGUAAUGUCUACACGCCCGGUCCAUCCUAUCCCUUACUGCGCUGAAACCCGCCAGUCCAUGCUCACCGGUCUGGGCCUUCCUACAACUCUCACUGUGUCUGGGUGACUCUCUGUGGUUAACGACCAGGUGACUUCCCCUUUGGCCGGAGCCUUUACUUUCUGGGGGAUGGGGUUACUGUCUCUGUGUUUUGGGAGCCCCUUUGAUGAGGAGUUGUGACCGGGGUCCCAGGGGUGGGGUCAGCAGAACAGGGCCAUUUGCAGACCUCUGCCCCUUGAGCGAGUGGUGUAACUGAGGGCAGUUGGCUGUUCUCCUGCAUGUGGGCCAGCCACUAGAGAUCGAGGAUGCUCGGGGGUGAAUACCACUGUGACGCUCUGUACCUACACGCCCAUGUUCAUCGUCAUAAAAUGAUUGUGUGGUAUUGUGACGAAGUGGGACUGUUCUUAAAUUUCCUCUGAAUACUGUAGGGGUGCCUCAGUUUCCCAUAUGCAUUUCUUAAGUCUCUAGGUUGUGGGAUAAGGGGGUGUGAUUGUUGCAAAGGGCCAGUGUACAUAAAUGGCCGACACUCUGUCUCCUGGCAACUGAUGGCCUGGGCCCUUCCCCCCUGCAAGGUGAUAGCUAAAGGGUUGGAGAACAAAGGACUCAGGUGACCUCCUGGCCCGGGAAAGGGACAAAGCCCAGAGGAGGAGGGGCUAGAGGGGGAGUCAGUUGGGGGCUGGGACGAGGAGUGAAGUGCAGAGGUGGUUGUCUAGCUCACUGCCCCCCAAAGUGGACCCAGCUGAGGGGUGCUGUUCUCUGCACCUACAAGCUCUGUGUUAGACCAUGUUCCUGUCGUCUAAUAAACCUCUGUUUUACUGGCUGGCUGAGAGUCACGUCUGACUGCGAAGUUGGGGGCAGGACCCUCUGGCUUCCCCAGGACCCCGCCUGGGCGGACUCGUGGGAAGCUCAUGGAGGGUCAGAGGAUGCUGAAUGCUUCGAGGUCAGACCCAGGAAGGUGGAAGACAUGUGAGCUGUUUGCCCUGGAGACAGUCUGCUCCCAGAGAGGACACUUCUCCAGAGUCCUGCCGGGCUUCGUAGGGAGCAGUUCCAGAGCUUCGCCCGGCGACUCCAUGACAGACUAACACGGCUGUUACUCUGAAACCUACAAUCCAUCGGUGAUCUUCCUGAUAACACCAUCCUGGCCACUAUGGAUGUAGAAGCCCUCUAUACAACAUUCCACACAAAGAUGGACUACAAGCCGUCAAGAACACUAUCCCCGAUAAUGUCACAGCUAACCUGGUGGCUGAACUUUGUGACUUUGUCCUUACCCAUAACUAUUUCACAUUUGGGGACAAUGUAUACCUUCAGAUCAGCGGCACUGCUAUGGGUACCCGCAUGGCCCCACAGUAUGCCAACAUUUUUAUGGCUGACUUAGAACAACGCUUCCUCAGCUCUCGUCCCCUAACGCCCCUACUCUACUUGCGCUAUAUUGAUGACAUCUUCAUCAUCUGGACCCAUGGAAAAGAAGCCCUUGAGGAAUUCCACCAUGAUUUCAACAAUUUCCAUCCCACCAUCAACCUCAGCCUGGUCCAGUCCACACAAGAGAUAAACAAUGGUCACAUAAACACCACACUAUACCGGAAACCUACUGACCGCUAUUCCUACCUACAUGCCUCCAGCUUUCACCCUGACCACACCACACGAUCCAUCGUCUACAGCCAAGCUCUGCGAUACAACCGCAUUUGCUCCAACCCCUCAGACAGAGACAAACACCUACAAGAUCUCUAUCAAGCAUUCUUACAACUACAAUACCCACCUGCUGAAGUGAAGAAACAGAUUGACAGAGCCAGAAGAGUUCCCAGAAGUCACCUACUACAGGACAGGCCUAACAAAGAAAAUAACAGAACACCACUAGCCGUCACCUUCAGCCCCCAACUAAAACCCCUCCAACGCAUUAAGGAUCUACAACCUAUCCUGAAGGACGACCCAUCAGUCUCACAAAUCUUGGGAGACAGGCCAGUCCUUGCCUACAGACAGCCCCCCAACCUGAAGCAAAUACUCAUCAGCAACCACAUACCACACAACAGAACCACUAACCCAGGAACCUAUCCUUGCAACAAAGCCCGUUGCCAACUGUGCCCACAUAUCUAUUCAGGGGACACCAUCACAGGGCCUAAUAACAUCAGCCACGCUAUCAGAGGCUCGUUCACCUGCACAUCCACCAAUGUGAUAUAUGCCAUCAUGUGCCAGCAAUGCCCCUCUGCCAUGUGCAUUGGUCAAACUGGACAGUCUCUACGUAAAAGAAUAAAUGGACACAAAUCAGACGUCAAGAAUUAUAACAUUCAUAAACCAGUCAGAGAACACUUCAAUCUCUCUGGUCACGCAAUUACAGACAUGAAAGUUGCGAUAUUACAACAGAAGAACUUCAAAAUCAGACUCCAGCGAGAGACUGUUGAAUUGGAAUUCAUUUGCAAAUUGGAUACAAUUAACUUAGGCUUGAAUAGAGACUGGGAGUGGCUAAGUCAUUAUGCAAGGUAACCUAUUUCCCCUUGUUUUUUCCUAACCCCCUCCGCCCCCGUUCCUCUGACAUUCUUGUUAAACCCUGGAUUUGUGCUGGAAAUGGCCCACCUUGAUUAUCAUACAUAUUGUAAGGAGAGUGAUCACUUUAGAUAAGCUAUUACCAGCAGGAAAGUGGGGUAGGGGGAGAGAAAACCUUUUGUAGUGGUAAACACUCAUUUUUUCAUGGUCUGUAUGUAUAUAAACAUCUUCUGUAUUUUCCACAGUAUGCAUCCGAUGAAGUGAGCUGUAGUUCACGAAAGCUUAUGCUCAAAUAAAUUGGUUAGUCUCUAAGGUGCCACAAGUACUCCUUUUCUUUUUAACUGCUUACUAUGAUUCUUUCUGUAUUCACAAUAAAUGUGGCAUUUUGCCUUUUCCCCUU